Molecule: messenger RNA, 1473 nt
Organism: Chiloscyllium plagiosum (whitespotted bambooshark)
Lineage: Eukaryota; Metazoa; Chordata; Chondrichthyes; Orectolobiformes; Hemiscylliidae
Source: RefSeq, a predicted model, not a curated record
AUGAGCUUAAAGGAGUUCUGGAGGAGUUACAACAUCUACGAUGGCUUCAAAAACAUUGCAGACUCUUGGGAGGAAGUGAAGGAGACAAAGGUGAAAGGAGUCCGGAACAAACUGUUCCCCCCCAGUCCGCAGAUGGUUUUACCGAGUUUCGAGGUGAGGACCUCGCCGAGGGAAGGUCCAUCCUCUCCAACACCAGACCAACCCUCGUCAACACCAGGCCCAUCCUCUCCAACACAUGGCCCAUCCUCUCCAACACCAGGCCCAUCCUCUCCCACAUCGGGCCCAUCCUCUCCAACACCUGGCUCAUCCUCUCCCAUACCAGGCCCACCCUCUCCAACACCAGGCCCAUCCUCUCCCACACCAGGUCUGUGCUCUCUAACACCAGGCCCAACCUCUACCACACCAGGCCCAUUCUCUCCAACACCGGGCCCAUCCUCUCCAACACCAGGUCCAUCCUCUCCAACACCAGGCCCAUCCUCUCCCACACCUGGUCCAUCCUGUCCAACACCUGGCCCAUACUCUCCAACACCAGGCCCAUCCUCUCCCACACCUGGUCCAUCCUCUCCCACACCAGGCCCAUCCUCUCCAACACCAGACCCAUCCUCUCCCACACCAGGCCCAUCCUCUCCCACACCAGGCCCAUCCUCUCUUACACCAGGUCCGUGCUCUCCAAUACCAGGCCCAUCCUCUCCCAUACCUGGUCCAUCCUGUCCAACACCAGGCCCAUCCUCUCCCACACCUGGUCCAUCCUGUCCAACACCUGGCCCAUCCUCUCCCACACCAGGCCCAUCCUCUCUUACACCAGGUCCGUGCUCUCCCACACCAGGCCUAUCCUCUCCCACACCAGGCCCAUCCUCUCCAACACCAGGCCAACCCUCUCCCACACCAGGCCCAUCCUCUCCCACACCAGGCCCAUCCUCUCUUACACCAGGCCAACCCUCUCCAACUCCUGGCCCAUCCUCUGCAACACCAGGCCCAUCCUCUCCAACACCUGGCCCAUCCUCUCUCACACCUGGUCCAUCCUCUCCAACACCAGGCCAACCCUCUCCAACACCAGGCCUACCCUCUCCAACACCAGACCCAUCCUCUCUUACACCAGGCCAACCCUCUCCAACCCCAGGCCCAUCCUCUCCCACACCUGGUCCAUCCUGUCCAACACCUGGCCCAUCCUCUCCCACACCAGGCCCAUCCUCUCUUACACCAGGUCUGUGCUCUCCCACACCAGGCCCAUCUUCUCCCAUACCAGGCCCAUCUUCUCCCACACCAGGCCCACCCUCUCCCACUCCAGGCCCAUCCUAUCCAACACCUGGCCCAUCCUAUCCAACGAGGAGAAGUAGAAAUCAGUCAAUCUCCGGUUUAAGCAGCCUGAACGCCAUGGCCUUCACCCUCUCUGAGCAAAGACAUCUCGGUCUGCCAUUUACUUUGAUCCGUCUCUCCGGCCUGGCCGGCUGCAGACCAAUUGGAAUGCGGUGA